UCAUUAUUUGAAUCCCUUCACAGGUUCAGGGUUGGCAUCGGAAAGCUACGUCCUGUGGUUUCUUGCUGGUUCCAGUCCUGGAAGGUCCAUUUGCAUUGCCCAGUUACCUAUAUGGAGACCCACUUCGAGCACAGUUGUUCAUCCCACUCAAUGUUAGCUGCUUGCUGAAGGAGGGCAGUGAGCAUCUGUUUGAUGGCUUUGAACCUGAAACUUAUUGGGAUCGCAUGCAUCUGCUUCAGGAGGCAAUUGCACACAGAUUUGGAUUUGUGCAAGAUAAAUACUCUGCCUCUGCAUUCAACUUCCCAUCUGAGAACAAACCCCAGUACAUCCAUGUCACAGGGACGGUUUCUCUGCAGCUGCCUUACUCCAAGCGGAAAUUUUCCUGUGGACAGCAACGACGGCGGCGCAACUCCACCAGCUCAACCAAUCAGAACAUGUUUUGUGAAGAGCGCAUUGGUUACAACUGGGCCCACAAUACCAUGCUGACCAAAACGUGGAGGUCCAGUGCCACAGGGGAUGAGAAGUUCGCAGAUCGCUUGCUGAAAGACUUCACAGAGUUCUGCUGGAAUAAAGAUGGCCGGCUCGUCCUGUUCUGGACUGGCUGUCUGGAUAAGAUGCAUGCCAGUGCACCAUGAGAUCAUGCAUCUGCAGGAGAGAAAAUUAAAAGCUUGGGAGUGUGAUGAGGAAGAAGAUUCAGAGAACAGCCAGAUAAGACCAUUCUUAGGGUGAAUUUACCUUGGAACCCAGCCUAAUCUGAGCAGUAUUCCUAUUGAUAAUCAAUAGAAGCUGAGUAGGCUUUUGGGAGAAGAGACUGUAUGCCAGGGACACUCCUUUCACACCAAUACUCAUCACCUGAACAGAGCCAUGCUUCAAACAGUUGCAUCCCCUACUUGCCAGAACUCACCUAAACUGAGGUGAAGGCAAGACUUUGAGGCCAGGGUUUUGUUACAGGGAAGAGAGGUCACCAUACGUUUCUGUGACCUUUGGAAAUGACCAGGUGUUGUAAGCCUGUGACAUGUCAGGCAAAAUCAUGCCUCACAUCUCUGGCGUGUAUGUUUGUGUGCAUAUGUAAGAUACACUGUAUUAUACAAUCAUGGUAAGUGUUUAUAUGUUUAAUAUAUUAUUAAAUAAAAAAUGCAGAAAAUCAAAA
Molecule: messenger RNA, 1150 nt
Organism: Chelonia mydas (Green sea turtle)
Lineage: Eukaryota; Metazoa; Chordata; Testudines; Cheloniidae
Product: GATOR complex protein DEPDC5
Exons: 4
Coding region: 225-635 (136 amino acids)
Biological process (GO): positive regulation of autophagy; negative regulation of TORC1 signaling; cellular response to amino acid starvation
Cellular component (GO): GATOR1 complex; lysosomal membrane
Molecular function (GO): GTPase activator activity
Source: RefSeq, a predicted model, not a curated record